Molecule: messenger RNA, 2249 nt
Organism: Brassica napus (rape)
Lineage: Eukaryota; Viridiplantae; Streptophyta; Magnoliopsida; Brassicales; Brassicaceae
Product: transcription factor bHLH28
Exons: 1
Coding region: 205-1734 (509 amino acids)
Biological process (GO): regulation of DNA-templated transcription
Cellular component (GO): nucleus
Molecular function (GO): protein dimerization activity; transcription cis-regulatory region binding; DNA-binding transcription factor activity
Source: RefSeq, a predicted model, not a curated record
UAAAAAAAAAUUAUUAUAUAUUUAUAUGGACUAAUAUAUUUUUCAAAAUUUUUUAAGAAUGAUUGUGAUGAUGACAUGUGAUUACAAAAAUAUGUUUUAAUGCUUCUCUUUUAAUAUAUAAGACAUUCGUAACUUACAACCUUCCCUGUAGCCUUCUAUAAAUUUCCCAAGCAAAACACUUUCUUUCAAAGAAUUAUCUAUACGAUGGAUCACUUAAAUACAAACGUUACCGCAUCCAUGAUCGAGGCUCUCAUGAAUUCUCCCUCUUCCGAUUCCUGGCCGCCACUAUCUCCGGCGAAUCCCAGCCCGGACAGUGCUCUCCAGAAGCGGUUACAAGCUGUGUUAGAUGGAACACAAGAAGCUUGGACCUACGCCAUUUUCUGGAUGCCGUCGUACUACGACUUUUCCGGCGACUCGGUGCUCAAAUGGGGCGACGGAAUUUACAAAGGCGAAGAAGCUGAUAAGACUCGGCGGAGGAGGAGGACGGUGGCGGAGAAUGAGCACCGGAGUACCAUUUUGCGGGAGCUUAGCUCGAUGAUCUCCGACGAAGCUUUGCUAGUGAUGGGGGACGAAGACGAUCUGGAAGUUUCGGAUCCAUCGUGGUUUUAUUUGACUUCGAUGACGGUUAGCUUCGGUAGUGGGUCCGGGUUACCGGGUAAGGCGUUCGCUACAUAUAAACCAGUUUGGGUAACCGGGUCGGAUCAUAUAAUGGGGUCGGGUUGUGAUCGUGCUAAAAAGGGUGGUGAUUUAGGGUUGCAAACCAUCGUAUGUAUUCCUUUGGAUAACGGAGUGUUGGAGCUAGGAUCCACCGCGGAGAUCCAACAAACCCCGGAUCUUUUUAAUAAGAUCCGAGUCGUCUUUAGUUUCGAAGGAUCCAGAGAUUUUUCGGGUGACCCGAAUUCAAACUCCUUCCCGCUUUUCUCAACUCAGUUAGAUAACGGUGGUGGUUCAAGUACCGUAACCUUUAGCCCGUAUCCUGGUCCAUUUUAUCCACAAAUCCUGAAUACUUUAUCUGAGGAAAUAAAUUUCAACACGUUAGAGGGAGAUCACUCCGGCGAAAUACAUACUGCGAACCGGAAUGCUUAUCCCGGUCAGAUACAAAACGAUGACGGGCACAUUGAUGAUUUCGUUCACUCUGACAUAGAAGCUACCGUGGCGCCGGAUAACAAACGGAAAAAGAAACGCGGGAGAAAACUUGCAAACGGUAGGAAAGAGCCGUUGAAUCACGUACAAGCGGAGCGGUUGAGACGCGAGAAGCUAAACAUGCGAUUUUACGCGUUACGAGCGACUGUGCCAAACGUAUCAAAGAUGGACAAAGCAUCGUUGCUAGGAGACGCGAUUUGUUACAUCAACGAGCUGAAAUCGAGGGCGGAAAACGCGGAAUCAAAGAAAAACGCGAUUCAAAUGGAGCUCAACAAACUUAGGGAGGAGCUCGCUGGACGAAACGCGGUCUCCAGCGUCUGUAGGGGGGAGGGAAACGCAUCGGAGAAUGAAACGGCUAAUAUUGACGUGAAGAUUCUUGGUUGCGAUGCGAUGGUUAGGCUGGAAUCGAGCAAGAGAAAUCAUCCUGCGGCGAGACUGAUGAAUGCGUUUAUGGAUUUGGAUGUUGAGUUGAAUCAUGCUAGCAUUUCGGUGAUUCAUGAUCUUAUGAUUCAACAAGCUACGGUGAAGAUGGGAUCGAGAAUGUACACGCAAGACCAGCUUAGGGCCAUGUUGGUCUCCAAAAUUAAUUAGGGAUAUGUUUUUGAGAAUGUUGUGAUUCUUCUCGUGAAUUUACAAACCUAAACACUCAACAUUGGUAAGAAUAUUUGUGGUUUUAAAGAUCGAGUUUGUCUUUCCAUAUUUAUCGGGGCCUCGGGGGUGGUGGUGCAUCUCUUAAACUCCAAAAUAGUAUACCUCACGAUCGGUACGUAAAGAGAUGAUUGAUUUGGUCUUACGUAACUACACGUAUCUCUAUUAUUAAAAUAGAAGUACCCAUUAAAAAAUACCUUUUAGUUUUUAAAGUUAAUUACACUUUCAUGCCAAUAAGAAUUAAAUUGAAUUUCCUAUUUUAAUGCUUGUCUUUUUCAGUUAGAUUAUUGUGUUUUCCUUAUUCAAAUAUAAACUUAAUGUCAUUAAAUGAGCCUAUUUAUUUUAAUACUUGUCUUUUCCAGUUAAAUUAAUGAGUUUUCUUUAAUCAAAUUUAAACUUAAUGUCAUUAAAUGAACCUAAAAAUACAUCAUAUUUAACGUAGCUUAUUACGGACGAGU